UGGUUGUGGAUUGGCCAAAAAGACGGCGACGCUUAUUGCCUGCAGCAACCAACAACAGACAACGACCGAUGGGGCAUGGGAAGCGCUGGGCCGACGACGAAGACGACCAGCUCUGCGAGGCCGUGCUGACCAUUUCGGAGGACGAGACCGACGACCUCCUGCGCGGCCCGGCGUACUGGGCGCGCGUGACCGUGCACCUCGCGUCGCUCGCGGCGUCGGGCAAGACGGACCGCACGCCGUGCGCUGUCGAGAACCGCUGGAAGGUGCUCUCGGCGCCGUCGCUCUGGGUGCUUGAGCGCGUCUCUGACGACGGCGCCGUGACGUCCAAGUGCACGGUGUGCAGCGAAGUGAUCUUUGACGGCGGCGCCAAGAAGCUCGACGACGCGAUCAACGUGCACCGCAUGCGCCGGACGCACAAGAUCGCGACGGCCGCGUAUCUUUUGGAGCAAAAAACAGCAGUUGCGAGUGCCAAGAAGCGCCCGGCGACCGCCGCCCACGAGGACGAACACCACGCGCCCAAGAAGGCGCGCGCGGCGAAUCCCGAAACCAAGCUGCUUCAGAAACGUACCGACUACUUGUCCUGGGACGACUAUUUCAUGAGCGUCGCCUUUCUGAGUGCGAUGCGUUCCAAAGAUCCGUCGACCCAAGUUGGCGCCUGCAUUGUGAACAGCGAAAAGAAGAUUGUCGGGAUCGGCUACAACGGAUUUCCCAACGGCUGCGACGACGACGAGCUGCCGUGGGCGCGCGCCGCUGCGUCGCCGCUCGACACCAAGUACCCCUACGUUUGCCACGCGGAAAUGAACGCAAUUCUCAACAAAAAUUCCUCGAGCGUGCACGGCUGCACGAUAUACGUUGCCCUCUUCCCUUGCAACGAAUGCGCCAAGCUCAUCAUCCAGAGUGGCAUCAAGGCAGUCAUCUACUACUCGGACAAGUACAAGGACGACUGGAAGUUUGAGGCGUCGCGCCGGCUCCUCGAUAUGGCCCAUGUGGCCUACCGCCAGCACGAAAUGUCCACAACGAGUCUCACGAUUGACUUUACCGCGGUGCGAUAGAAUAACGCAGUGCUCCUACGCAACCCAAACGUGUUGUCCAACCUC
Saprolegnia parasitica CBS 223.65 is the source of this 1097-nucleotide messenger RNA. RefSeq lists its product as hypothetical. The record is from RefSeq and is a predicted model, not a curated record. Gene Ontology annotation, molecular function: dCMP deaminase activity; zinc ion binding. Gene Ontology annotation, cellular component: cytoplasm. Bases 69 to 1052 code for a protein of 327 amino acids. NCBI's taxonomy places the organism in Eukaryota, Oomycota, Saprolegniomycetes, Saprolegniales, Saprolegniaceae. Gene Ontology annotation, biological process: dTMP biosynthetic process; dUMP biosynthetic process. The transcript is spliced from 9 exons.